Molecule: messenger RNA, 882 nt
Organism: Coniosporium apollinis CBS 100218
Lineage: Eukaryota; Fungi; Ascomycota; Dothideomycetes
Exons: 2
Coding region: 1-882 (293 amino acids)
Molecular function (GO): catalytic activity
Source: RefSeq, a predicted model, not a curated record
AUGUGGGGAAGCGUGGGGCGGGAGAUCAGCAACAGGGAUUACCCACCAUCGCCCAUCUCAGCAACGUCUUACUCAAGCCCACCUCGCAACCACCAAGUAUCAGCCGGCGGUCUUCAAGUCCGUUGUAUCGGCCUCUCCGCCAAGUUCAUCGAAGCAGGUUGCGGCGAUCUAAUAAUCCUCUACAACAGCGGGCGCUUCCGCAUGGCCGGCCGCGGAUCACUCGCAGGACUGAUGCCUUACUCCAACCCCAACAAUGUCGUCGUCGAGAUGGCGUCAGAGGUGCUACCUGCCGUAAAGAGCACACCGGUGAUAGCGGGGGUCUGCGCAUCUGACCCAUUCCGCGACAUCUCCAGAUUCCUAAGAGAGCUCAAGGACCUCGGCUUCGCGGGUGUGCAAAACUUCCCCACCGUAGGGUUGAUCGACGGCCAAUUUCGGCGAAACCUUGAAGAGACGGGCAUGGGCUUUGGGCACGAGGUCGAGCUCGUCCGGCUAGCGCAUGAGAUGGACAUGCUGACGACACCCUACGUCUUCGACGCUGGCCAGGCAAGGAAAAUGAGCGAAGCAGGGGCAGACAUCCUUGUCGCCCAUAUGGGGCUCGCGACCUCGGGAUCUAUUGGCGCGACGAGUGGAAAAAGUCUCGAUGACUGCGUUGCUCUUGUUCAGGAGAUUCGGGACGCGGCUGUGGAGAUCAAUAGGGGAAUAUUUGUGCUGUGUCAUGGUGGACCGAUUGCGAAGCCGGAAGAUGCGAAGUACGUGUUGGAGAGGUGUAAAGGCGUGCAUGGAUUCUUCGGAGCGAGUAGUAUGGAGAGGCUGCCGGUUGAAGAGGCCAUUACGGGGGUUACGAAAGAGUUCAAGAGCCUCAAACCGGGUGGUGCGGGGUGA